GGCGAUCACCUUCCCAAUAUUUAUGGCGAUUGAACGGAACUAUUAAUCAGUCGAUCCCCCGCAUAUACAUACACGAGUCACCGACGUCAGACACCAAGCGACGAGAAUAACUCAGCCAUCAUGUCGUGGGCCGGCUUCAAGAAGAAUGUCAACCGGGCAACGACCCAGGUGAUGAUGAAGACGGGUCAUGUCGAGAAGACCAACGAUCGCGACUAUGAGGUUGAGGAGAGACGAUUCAAGACUAUGGAGGCGGCAUCCCUACGACUACAAAAAGAGGCCAAGGGUUAUCUUGAUUCACUACGAGCAAUGACGGCCUCACAGAUGCGCAUCGCCGAAACUAUUGACGCUUUCUACGGUGAAGCUGGUGCUAAAGAUGGAGUCAGCCGGAGUUACAAGCAAGCAGUGGAAGACUUGGACGCCGAAACGAUCAAGGCCUUGGACGGACCAUAUCGGACAACAGUCCUAGAUCCCAUUACCAGAUUUUGUGCCUAUUUCCCCGACGUUAACGAAUGCAUCAAGAAGCGCGGCCACAAACUCCUCGACUACGACGCCCUCCGCGCCAAAGUCAAGAAACUGGUCGAGAAGCCCGACAAGGAUGUGACGAAGCUCCCACGCGCCGAGAAGGAAAUGGAGAUGGCCAAAGCAGCCUACGAGCAGCUCAACGAGCAGUUGUGCACCGAGCUACCGCAGCUUAUCGACCUCCGCGUCCCUUACCUCGACCCAUCGUUCGAGGCUCUCGUCAAGAUUCAGCUCCGAUUCUGCGCCGAAGCCUACAGCCGCAUGGCUCAAGUACAGCAAUACCUCGAUCCAGACACGCGGGAACAGUACGCCCAGGGUCAGCUAGAUACCAGGGUCGAACAGGUGUUGCAGGAGAUCAGGGAACUGAGUAUCAGCGGAACUGUUUAAAUAACAGGGCGCAGUGAAGACGCGAAAAGGGACGGCACGACAUAAUGAUAUGUGUCGCGCGGAUUGGUUCUC
Molecule: messenger RNA, 978 nt
Organism: Neurospora hispaniola
Lineage: Eukaryota; Fungi; Ascomycota; Sordariomycetes; Sordariales; Sordariaceae
Product: BAR domain-containing protein
Exons: 5
Coding region: 121-906 (261 amino acids)
Biological process (GO): actin filament organization; plasma membrane tubulation; endocytosis
Cellular component (GO): Rvs161p-Rvs167p complex; actin cortical patch; medial cortex
Molecular function (GO): lipid binding; protein binding
Source: RefSeq, a predicted model, not a curated record